This is a messenger RNA of Rhipicephalus microplus (southern cattle tick), 762 nucleotides long. RefSeq lists its product as uncharacterized. NCBI's taxonomy places the organism in Eukaryota, Metazoa, Arthropoda, Arachnida, Ixodida, Ixodidae. The record is from RefSeq and is a predicted model, not a curated record.
AUGGUCAGGGAUAGGCUUUCUGAUUACCUCGAGGCUCGUCGAACCUUUGCCUACCCUAUGUACGGCUUCCGUCCACAUCGCUCUGCUCAGGACAUUCUCCUGCAACUGCGCCGUCACGUUAUUGAACCGGUAGAGCAUCCCAGUGACGACAAGGUAGUCCUCGCCUUGGAUCUCAAGGAAGCUUUUGAUAACGUUACUCAGGAAAUAAUUCUUACCCUUCUGUCCCAUACAGACUGUGGGCGUAACGCUUUCAGGUACAUCCGUCAGUUCUUGAUGGAACGGCAGACGUACCUCUGCAUUCAAGACAAGGAGCAUGGUCCGUAUCUUCUAGGUACUCGAGGAACACCACAGGGAGCAGUGAUCUCUCCCCUUCUGUUCAAUCUAGCCAUGGCUCAUCUCCCUCCACUGCUGAAAGAUAUCCCCGGUGUACGGCACGCUCUGUAUGCCGACGAUAUCACGCUGUGGGCCACACACGGUUCUGUUGGCAGCAUCGAGGCCAGCCUGCAGCAAGCAGCAUCGGUCGUGGAUGACUACGCCCAUCGCUGCGGCCUUGAAUGCUCCCCCACGAAAUCAGAGUAUGUGUAUAUUCGCCCUAAACUAAAACACACGACUAAAAUCGUACUUUCCCUGCGCACCGGACCUAUCCCGAAACGCGAAGAAAUCCGCGUCUUAGGGCUCUUCAUACACAAGAGCUGGAAAGUCGAUACCACCCUGCGCAAAUUACCUACGGUCGGGGAUCAGGUGAGCCGCAUGGUCCGCUGA